AUGACAGUGGAGAUUACGCGCAACGAGUGCGUGGUGAAGCGUGGCGGCAAACCCGUCGCAACAGGAAGGAAGCAGGGGUUCCUCCUGUAUCUCAAUGCUGACUAUGGUACGGAGUGCCACAUGGCCGAAGACGAUACAGAGAUAUGGCAUAGAAGACUGGGUCACGUGUCGUAUGGUACGCUGAAUGCCAUGGUCAAGGACGGAAGGAUCAAGGGCGCAACGGUGAAGUCGAACGUUGCGUGUGACGCAUGCGCAACGUCAAAGCGUGUGCGCAAGUCAUUUAAGUCAAGCGAUGAAGACUCUGACACCAGCGAGAAAUCGCGUUCCGACGUGGUGGUGUGCUCCGACGUUCUCGGACCUAUCACGCCAGCGUCCAAGUCUGGUUUCAGUUACGCCGUAACCUUCAUCAUGAUGAAGAGCAGGUAUGUAACGGUCUAUCCGUUGCGAAAGAAGAGCGACGUUGCGAGUGCGUUCAAGCGGUUUUACCAAGAUGUCAAGACAGCAUCUGGAACGAAGAUAAAGGUGUUGCGAAGUGACAACGGCGGCGAAUACCGGAACGAAACUAUGAACAGCUUUUGCAAGGCAAAGUUCAUCAAGCAAGAGUUCACGGUUCCGUACAACCCAGAGCAGAACGGGAUGGCGGAGCGGAUGAACCGCACGCUGGUGGAGAUGACGCGCUGUAUGCUCAAGGAAAGCGGCCUCGACAAGUCCUACUGGUGCGAGGCACUAAUGACAGCGGCAGACAUCAGAAACAUUCUGCCGAACGCGUCGAACAAGAGCUCAAGCCCACACGAGAUGGUGUUCAAGAAGGUUCCGCGCAUCGAUCACAUGUUUUGA
Molecule: messenger RNA, 837 nt
Organism: Peronospora matthiolae
Lineage: Eukaryota; Oomycota; Peronosporomycetes; Peronosporales; Peronosporaceae
Source: the annotation of a GenBank genome assembly